Molecule: messenger RNA, 594 nt
Organism: Emericellopsis cladophorae
Lineage: Eukaryota; Fungi; Ascomycota; Sordariomycetes; Hypocreales; Bionectriaceae
Exons: 3
Coding region: 1-594 (197 amino acids)
Source: RefSeq, a predicted model, not a curated record
AUGGACGAGCGAAGGUUUAGCUUCGCACCCAAGGCUCAAGUGCCCGAGCAACUUUCACUUGGGAAGCAAAUUUGCCCUGACAAGAAAGUGGCGUUUCAAGAGCCGUCCCAUGAGAGCGAGCCCACCGACGAGAGCAAGAUGCAAGCCACGUACCUCGCUGACCGUCGCCUUUCCCUGACCCGCCGCGCCAUCGAAACCAAGAAGGAGCUGCGGCGCAAACGUCGAAACUUGAAGGAGAGUAGUGACUUUCUCGGUGUUCAAGGCUUCAACCCCAGGACGGGCACGGAGGACUCAUUGACUUCUUCAAGCACUGCCAAUAACGAAGGAAGCGGAGACGUCACCAGCGAGAAGGCAAAUGCCCCCCGGCAGGCUAAGCGCGAUAUCCUGAACAGCCGCAAGGAAACAAAAGCUCAACAAAAGUUCACGCAUGGCCCCUCGACUCCUUCCCGCCCAAACAAGGGCGUAACAUGGCGGCGACACACAAACGAAUGGUCAUCCAUACAGGAUCCAGGCGUCAGCCCGGUGGCCCAGUCGCCUCGCAGUGACCCAAACAACUCUCGUAGCAUACACAAUGGUGCCAGAGCCAACUUCUGA